Schistocerca piceifrons (Central American locust) is the source of this 2886-nucleotide messenger RNA. RefSeq names its product potassium/sodium hyperpolarization-activated cyclic nucleotide-gated channel 1. The coding region runs from base 1 to 2886 and encodes 961 amino acids. Gene Ontology annotation, cellular component: plasma membrane; intracellular cyclic nucleotide activated cation channel complex. Gene Ontology annotation, molecular function: cGMP binding; protein-containing complex binding; intracellularly cAMP-activated cation channel activity. NCBI's taxonomy places the organism in Eukaryota, Metazoa, Arthropoda, Insecta, Orthoptera, Acrididae. The record is from RefSeq and is a predicted model, not a curated record. Gene Ontology annotation, biological process: monoatomic cation transmembrane transport. The transcript has 18 exons.
AUGACAGUCACGCGCCUCGUGCCCGCCGCCGGCGCCUCCUGCCACGAGCUCGACGAGAUCGCCGUCGUGUCCACCAACGCCGACCCGUGCCACGUCAAGUAUGGCAGCGGCUCCCUCACCGCCGUCAACGGCCCCCGCCUCGUGCCAGGUAUCAUCACGUCGUCGGGGCGCAUCGGCGAGCGGCUGAGCGCCUCUGGCACGCGCCUCAACUCGUCCAGCCCUGUGCCUUACGGCGGCGGCGGCGGCGGAGGCAACAAGAGCAGCACGGAGAGCGUGCGCGGCCUCAAGUCCGUCUCGCGGCAGAGCCUGCUCGACAUCGUCAGCUGCCGCUUCGGCGUCGGCCGCACCGCCCGACAGCAACAUCAUAAACAGAGACAGGAGCAUCAUCGGUCGUACUUCUCGUCGUCGCGGGACUCGCUGUCGGCGGCGUACGUGAACCGCGCGGCGGCGGUGUCGACGGCGGCCAGCGAGCUGGACCUGUCGCGGAAGGCGCGCCGGCGCGAGCUGCGCGGCCGCCUCAAGCUGCCGCCCGCCACCGCCGCCUUCGCCAAGUCCGCCGCCGGCUGCGGCGCAGACGCGCCCUCCCUGCUCGGCCGCUGGGGCGAGCGCGCCUCGGGCAGCAUGGGCCCCGGUGAAACGGUACCAACGACGACUGAUGAGAAUCGGGGCGGCGCGUGCGGCGGCAACGGCAGCGUGAGCCCGGCGAGCGCGGAGCGCCUGCAGCAGCGCCACCUGGGCUACUACCCGCGGCUGCGCGCCGGCGCGCCCAAUUGGUCGUUCGUCUUCGACCCCGCGGGCCGCCUCUGCUACUACUGGUCCAUGGUCGUCUCGCUCGCCUUCCUCUACAACUUCUGGGUCAUCAUCUACCGGUUCGCCUUCCAGGAGAUCAACGGCGAGACGAUCGUGGUGUGGUUCUGCCUCGACUACCUGGCAGACUUCCUGUACCUGGCCGACAUCGUGUUCCACUUCCGAACUGGUUACCUCGAGGACGGCGUGCUGCAGACGGACUCGACCAAGCUCCGCCACCACUACAUGAACUCCACCACGUUCUACAUCGACUGCCUGUGCCUGCUGCCGCUCGACUUCCUGUACCUUUCGAUCGGCUUCAACUCCAUCCUGCGGUCGUUCCGCCUCGUCAAAAUCUACCGCUUCUGGGCCUUCAUGGACCGCACCGAGCGGCACACCAACUACCCGAACCUGUUCCGGUCCACCAGCCUCAUCCACUACCUGCUGGUGAUCUUCCACUGGAACGGCUGCCUGUACCACAUCAUCCAGAAGAACAACGGUUUCGGCAGCAAGAACUGGGUGUACAACGACAGCGAAAGCGCCGACGUGGUGAAACAGUACCUGCAGAGCUACUACUGGUGCACGCUGGCGCUGACCACCAUCGGCGACCUGCCGAGGCCUCGCAGCACCGGCGAGUACGUCUUCGUGAUCGCGCAGCUGCUGUUCGGCCUGCUGCUGUUCGCCACCGUGCUCGGACACGUCGCCAACAUCGUCACCAGCGUCAGCUCCGCGCGCAAGGAGUUCCAGGCGAAACUGGACGGGGUGAAGACGUACAUGCGCAUGCGGCGGGUGCCGAGUCACCUGCAGGUGAAGGUGAUCAAGUGGUUCGACUACCUGUGGCUGACGCAGAAGUGCUCCGACGAGGAGAAGGCGGUCAGCUGCCUGCCAGACAAGCUGAAGGCGGAGAUCGCCAUCAACGUGCACCUGGACACGCUGAAGCGCGUCGAGAUCUUCCAGAACACGGAGGCGGGCUUCCUGUGCGAGCUGGUGCUGCGACUGCGCCCCGUGCUCUUCUCGCCCGGCGACUACAUCUGCCGCAAAGGGGAGGUCGGUAAGGAGAUGUACAUCGUGAACAGGGGCCGGCUGCAGGUGGUGGCGGACAACGGCAAGACGGUGCUGGCCACGCUCAAGGCGGGCUCCUACUUCGGCGAGAUCAGUAUCCUCAACAUGGGCACAGCAGGCAACCGCCGGACAGCGUCGGUCCGGUCGGUGGGCUACAGCGACCUGUUCGUGCUGAGCAAGAAGGACAUGUGGGACGUGCUCAAGGAGUACCCGGCGGCCAGGGUGCGCCUCGAGGCCAUCGCGGUGAAGCGGCUGGAGAAGUACAAGCGGGCGCCCCUCGAGAAGGCGGCGAUGGGGCGCAGCCAGUCGACGCCGGGCCUGGUGGAGUCCCGCGGCCGCAUCCCGCUGGAGGACAUGUGGGUGUCGCCGCUGGAGCCGCUGCUCACCGGAGGCUCGUCCUCGGGGCCGCCGCCCUACUCCGCCAACUCGCUCUUCAGCCCCGCGCUCAGCCCCACCUCCCGGUCGCUGGCGUCGCACCUGCGGCCGGCCGAGUCUCCGCUGUCGGCCACGUCGAGCGUCCACUCCUCCGACGACGAGCGGCGGGCGCCGGGGGCGGCGUGUCCCGGCGCCUCGGCCGCCCCCGCCUCCAGAACAGGCCGCGGCACGCGAGGCUACGGUUCGUGCGAGCCGACGCUGGCGCCCUCGACGACGCCGACGCCGCUGCUGGAGACGACACCACUGGUGGCGUCGUGCGCCAGCGAGCACUCCUCGGCGUCGCCCAUCAGCGCGGACCUGCCCGCCGCCAGAGCCGCCGCGGCAGGCGGUGCGGCGGCGGCGGCGCCCGCACACGCGGCGCCCGCCGCUGGCGCGGACGACGGCGGCAUGAUGUCACACGAGGCCUUAAUCGCGGAGAUCAAGCGUCUGCGCGAGCGGCUCAUGGUGCUCGAGACGGAGAACGCGUCGAUGAGCAUCAAGCUGAGCCAGCAGCAGUGGGAGGUGGAGCACCGCCUCGCCGAGAUCGAGAUGCAGAUCUGCGGCGCGUCCAGCGGCGGCUCCAGCACCGAGGACAACGAGCGCAACCGCGAGUCCAUCAUUUAA